This is a messenger RNA of Chironomus riparius, 1148 nucleotides long. NCBI's taxonomy places the organism in Eukaryota, Metazoa, Arthropoda, Insecta, Diptera, Chironomidae. The record is from the annotation of a GenBank genome assembly.
AAUUUCAGAGAUACACAGAUAGUAGUCAAACUAUCGUACUCGUAAAACGUUCUCAUUCACUAAAGUGCACACGUUUUUUUUUUAUUUUUUUUAAAAAAAUGUUAAAAAUCAUUGCUGCUUUAAUUUUCGUGACUAAUUGUGCCAUUUGCUCAUCUCACAUCGAGUCAAUUAACCAUUUUCAAAGUGGAAAUGAGAAUUCAUUGUACAAAGACUUUUGUGAUUUUGUCGACAUUUUACCAAUUGAUGAUAUACGAAAUCUGACUAAGCAUUUCUAUGCAAAUGAUGAAGAAAUGAGAGAAUCGUACGAUUAUUUGCGUAGUGAUGGCUACAAAUUGAUUGUGGAUCGUUUGUCUCAGGUGACAAUUUUAAGGAAAUUUUCUAGCUUUCUCAAUGAUACGGGCGUCAACUUAAGUGAAUUUGAAAAGAAAAUUGAAAGAAUUGUGCUGACAAAUGAGGAGACAGAGUCGAUAGUUGUAAAUGAAAAUGGAAACAGUCUGGGCGGAAUUGAUGCAUACUUCUCCGAAUGUCUUCUUCUCAUACCACAAGAUGAGGUUCUGACGACAUUUUUCGCUAAAAUGGAGCAGAGCAAUGCAUUUUCAUCAUUUCUUGAAAAACUGUCUACAUCUGAUUACGCGGAUGUAAUGACAAAUCUACAGCAAUCUCAAGGACUUCAAAUGCUCUAUUUUGAUCUAGCAUCACAUGGAAUAGACAUUCUCGAGUGGGGCAAAUCUAUCAAGGGCUUUUUUGGCUAUUGAUAAGCAAGGACGUGCAAUUUUUCUAUUCUAAGGAUUUUUUAUAUAUGUUUUAAAAAUAAAAGAUUGUAUUUGACAUUUGACAUAAAUUCAACCUGAAAACCAUGAAAGAAGUUCCUUCUCAUCAGAAAAAAAGUCUUCAAUUUCGGAUGAGUUUGAUGACAUGAAAAUUGAAAAAAAUAAGGCCAAAAAAGGGACACGGAAGCUCUUAAGUUGUACAAGCAAUCAAUAUCUACAGAACCUUUUUGAUCGAACAGAAAAAAAAAAACAUUCUUAUUAGAACACGCAUACAUAAACAUACACACACUAAUUUACAAUGAUUUUGUAAUUUUCGAAGUCGGAAGUGUGCAAAUCAUCUUCACAGAAGGAGAACAUUCAUUCUAUGUUGUAGGAAGC